UGAUUAUUUUCUCUUUUUACAUCACUUCCAAUGAAAAGGACUCUGUUGCUUUACUGAAAUAAUUUAAUUCCUUUUCAUUAUUAAAAGAAAACGCUCCUUGAGUGGACUUAAUUUACAGCUCGUCUUUUCAUGUGCCUACCACUUAAUCUCUCUUGUUUUUAUUUCUCUCUCUUUCCUAGCUUGACCGGCGGUCUCCGGGAAGCCAUUGUGGUCAGAUCAGCUAAAAAGCCUGAAGUUCAAACACUAAACAAUUGCAGACGUCAAUCUGCGGUGGUGCACCCUCGACACUUGUAUUUAGCGCAGGAUGCAGGACAUCACUGAUAAAGUUAAGCCACAUAUUAUAAAGGAAAAGAAGGAUUAAAGAUUGAUAACUGAGACUCCAUGGCUGUUGAAAUAACUGAACAUUUGAGCCGAAAAUUACGUCCGCUCUCUAGCAAUCCAAAUUUGAAAAGUGAAGUUGAAAAAUCCAUAAAUGAGCUACAAGAGUUGCAGAAAUCCUUGGAAAGUGCAGUGAGCGUCCAAGUAAUUGACAAAAAAACUAUUGAUGACUGGUUGAAGCUUGUCAAGGAUAUCUAUCUUGUGGAGGACAUGAUAGACUCCUUCUCGGACACUAUGAUACUGCAACUCCACAAAGGUUUCAAUAUGAAGUAUAACUCCGAGAGCAUCAAGUGCUGGUUGAGCAAAAGGCGGUUAAGAAAAAGGAUUGGGAAAUUGAAGGACAAAGUAAUAGAGCAAAGGAAAGUUAAACCAAUGCAGUCAUUGAGUAAUACUGAAGCUGUGGGAGUUAGACCAAAAGUAAUAGAGCAAAGCUCAAAAGCUGUGGGAGUUAGACCAAAAGUUUAUUCAAGAGAUAAACAGGCCACCAUAGGAGAAGAUGUGCAGGUUUCGCUUGAAUGUUCAUUGAGUGACUUUUUUGAUGUACCAAUUUCUUCAGUUGAAAGUCAUGGCCAAAAAUGGUUUGAGAAGAAACCGGUUACGAUUGUUUUGGAUGAUUUAGUAAAGAAAUUAGCUCAGCCAGUCCUUAGUCGAUGCAUGCUUCAGUAUCUCAUCUCAAAGGCUUUAGUUGCAUUCUCAAGUAAGGCAAUUUUAUUGUGGGCAGUCUACAAUUCAGAAGAUAUCAAACAAUAUUUCCAAUGCAUUGCUUGGGUCCAUGUUCGUAAAGAGUCUGAAGCAACGGAUAUCUUGCAAGCCAUUUUAGAACAAGUUAUGCGUAACAAGACGAAAGUGAAACAAGUAGGCGAGGUGCUUCAUGAUUUCUUAGUUGGGAAGAGGUAUAUGAUAGUUUUAUAUGGAGCUUUGACGGCUAGUAUUUGGAACAAUCUCAAAUCUGCCUUUCCUUUCUCUUUUAACGGUAGUCGGGUGAUUCUUGCAAUUCAUAAUAAUUCACUGAUCAUUGGAGAAAAUGGUAUUGUUGAAGAAUGGCCUCGACCUUUUAAUUAUUUGGAGGAUGAUUCUAGCACCAUUGCCAUAAAGGCUGCAAUGAGUAAGCUAACGCAAUCGAUCCUCAGUUCUGACAGGUUGCUGUUUCUCAUUUCAAUUGUGGGUGUUGGCAAGAGUACUCUAUUGUGGGAAAUAUAUGAUGCAAAAGAAGUCAAGCAGCAUUUUGAAUGCUGUGCUUGGGUCCAUCUUCAAGAAGAGUUCGAAGAAAUAGAUGUUUUAGUUGAAAUUUGGAAGCAAAUAGGCGUCAGGGAAAUUAAACUAUCCCUUGAGCCAAUGCGACAAAUGGUUUGCAAUUUCUUAGCUCAGAAGAGGUACCUAAUAGUUCUAUGUGAUGUCUGGACAUCCAGUGUCUGGGAAAGUCUCAAAAUUUCCCUUCCCAACUCCUUGACUGGUAGCAGGGUGAUUCUUACCGUACCUCAUGUAGAUAUAGCACGGAAAACCAAUUCUUGGGUCUUUCAAAUGACUCCCGGGAUAGAGUUGUUACCUGAUUUAGAUUUAGAACAGCUGCAUGAAGAUACUCUAGAUCGAAAGGUUGCACAACGGUGGAAUUCAGUUUCUGAUAUCAUGGAAAACGAGUCUGAAAUCAUAGGGAUGAGGGAUACGAUAGAGGAAUUAGCGAAACUCGCACUCGAUAGCUACAGAUUGCAUUAUUUGAUUUCGGUGCUAGGUGAGGCAGGUUCUGGCAAGACAACUCUUGUGAGGGCAUUUUACGACAGCAUUGCAACUAAGCAGCACUUUGAUUGUCGGGCUUGGAUCACUGUUCCGCAAGAAUAUGAUGAAAGAGAUCUCCUGCUUGAUUUAUUGGGACAACUUAUGAAGAAAAAGCAGAAACAGAGCUUAUCCAUUGAGCAACUACAAAGAAGGUUUCACCUUUUCUUGAAUUGGAAGAGAUAUUUGAUAGUUUUAGAUGAUUUACAGACGCCUCAGCUAUGGAAGAAUACACUCAUUCAAGUCCUCCCGAAUUCAUCAAAUGGUAGCAGGGUGAUCCUCACCCUUCGCAAGGCGUAUCUAGCGUACAAUAUGAAUCCACCAGCCGUAGUUCUCCCACUACGCCCGUUAAAUGAGGAUGAGAGUUGUAGAUUGUUCUUAAAGAAGGUACAAAAAAGCGUGGGUGAUGAUGACGUGCCGUCAGAUUUGAUGCAAAGAGGCCGUGGUCUACCUCUUUCGAUAGGUCUAUUGGCAGGUCGGUUCAAUCAACAGGCUUCUUUGGCGACAGAGAAGAUAGAAGGAAAUGAUGCGAGGCUAAAAUCCAGUGAUACUGAAGAAAAUCCUCUCAAGACAUUGGAUGAGUCCUAUAAGCUCCUAGACUACCCUUUAAAUCACUGUCUUCUUUAUUUGGGUCUCUUUCCCAGAUCAUAUGAGAUCCCCAUAAGAAGGUUGCUUCUCAUAUGGCUUGCUGAAGGACUGAUCAUACAACCAGAAGGGAACACAAAAACUCUGGAAGAGCUGGCCAUGCAACAGUUUGUACAACUAGAAAGCACAAAAUUGGUUCAGAUCGUUAAAUGGAGCUUAGAUGGAAGUCCCAAAACAUGUCUCCUACCGAAUGCAUUACACGAUGCUUUGUCUCCAAAUGCCGAGAAGUUUGGAUUUUUCCACAUACAUCGCAUGCGCAGCAGUUCAACCGCAUCCAAUUCCGAUACAACACCGUAUAGUAUCCCUAUCCGGAGGCUUGCAGAUGGGUUACAAAUGUUCAUCCAUACCGAGCAUGAAAAACACUGCAUGACAAAUCUACGUUCAUACAUUUCAUUCUACGACAGAAAAGGAGAUAGACCUGCAGAUGGGAUAGGAGACCUUCUUAAAAAGAUUGUCAAGGACAGUUUUGGAAAGCUUGUAGUGCUUGAUCUAGAAGGUGUUUAUAAACCAGCGCUUUCUGAGGAUAUUGGAAGACUGCCUUGUCUAAAGUAUUUGGGCUUAAGACGGACUCAUUUGGAUUCAGUCCCAAAGUCAGUUGCCGAGCUCCCUCGUUUACAGUCUUUAGAUGUAAAACAUACUAAUGUAACCACUCUACCAAGCACCAUUUGGGAGGAAAAGAAGCUUCAGCAUCUCUAUAUGAGUGAAGUUUAUGUUGACUUCUCCAUUCAGAUGGGAUGUGAUCAUGAGCGAUCUUCAACUAACCUUCAUACUUUAUGGGGAUUGAAAAUUCGAGGACAGAUCCCGAUGCACAAUCAGUUGAACAGGUUGGUUGGUGUAAGGAAAUUGAAAUUAACAUGCUAUGAAUCAUCUAUGGAAGUUAUAGAUGCCUGGCUUUCAAAACUAACAAAUCUUCAGUCCUUGAAGUUGAGAUCAGUGAGUGAAGGACACGAGUCUUCAAAACUUGCAUUGGAGAGCAUGAACAAGCUCCAGAGCUUGUGUAAAUUAUAUCUGCUUGGAGAACUAGAAAGGCCGAGAAAGAUACUUGGUGAACUUCCAAGAAGUCUCUCAGUCCUUACUUUGUCAGGGUCAUAUUUACCAUAUGAUCCAAUGGAAAUGCUUGCGGAGCUGAAAGAACUGAAGGUCCUUAGGCUAUAUGGUCAUUCCUUCUUGGGGAAAACUAUGGUUUGUAGGAACAAGUUUCCUAAUCUUCAAGCCUUGAAACUGUGGAAGCUGGUGGAACUGCAGCAUUGGAUUGUGGAGGAUGGCACCAUGCCAGUGCUGGAUAAUCUUGAGAUCAGAUACUGCAAUCAACUAAAAGAGGUUGAUGAUCUGGAGAAAUUAACCAGCUUAACAAAAUUAACCUUGACAGGUGUGGAAUGGUCUGAAGAUUACGUUAAGGAUAAAAUGGGCAGCGACGUAAAAAUCGAUAAAGAAACACCGGGAGCUGUCUCCUUCAAGAGAAACAAGAAAUCAGGCGAAAAUGAAAUCUCAAAGUGACCAAGUCCAUGGCAUCUGCAACUGGAAAAUAAAAGUCCCAACGCUAGAGGAUACAAUUUCCAGGGUCUUCAGCCUUCAGCGGUCGGCAACAGUUCCAGAAGGGUUCUUCUAUUUUUCUUUUUUCGCAAGAUUUUAUUCCUGUCUUUUAACUCUUAUUUUGAUUCCAUAGCAUCUAAAGCACAAAUGCAUUGAUUGAACUUUGGUAAUAUUAUUUCAAUAAACGAUGGAACAUAAUUUAUAUUUAUAUGUUGCAUUGAUUGAGAAAUAGUAUAAUUUUUAAAAA
Molecule: messenger RNA, 4573 nt
Organism: Gossypium arboreum
Lineage: Eukaryota; Viridiplantae; Streptophyta; Magnoliopsida; Malvales; Malvaceae
Product: putative disease resistance RPP13-like protein 2
Exons: 3
Coding region: 382-4290 (1302 amino acids)
Biological process (GO): defense response to other organism
Molecular function (GO): ADP binding
Source: RefSeq, a predicted model, not a curated record